Messenger RNA from Centruroides sculpturatus (bark scorpion), 1900 nucleotides. RefSeq lists its product as uncharacterized. Lineage: Eukaryota; Metazoa; Arthropoda; Arachnida; Scorpiones; Buthidae. Bases 1 to 1566 code for a protein of 521 amino acids. The record is from RefSeq and is a predicted model, not a curated record. The transcript is spliced from 2 exons.
AUGAGUGACGACCCUACUCCGGCAGUAUUAAGAAAGGCAAGAAGAAUCAUCGCCUUACCAGGUGUUUCCUCAACCCUAACUGGGUCGCUCGAUCCCCCCUCUAAUGUUGCGUGUCCUAGGUUGUUCUUUCAACCAAAAACCCAUAAGACAAACUGGCCGUUACGUCCGCUAGUAAACAAACGGUCUCAUCCAACCUAUUAUUUAGAAAAAGCGCUUGCUAAAUUCCUUCGCGCAUUAGUUCCAGAUUCUCCAUAUGUUACUCCCUCGUCUGUAAUUGCUAAAUCCACCAUCGCUUUAAGUAUUGGUACACUACGGCCAGACGCCUACACCUUUUACAAGCUGGAUGUAGUAUCUUUAUAUCCCUCAGUGCCAACCUUUGAGGCAGUAAUGCUGGCUAAUUCUCUACUUCUAAGAAAGGGCUUUAACAUCCAACAAGUGCUUGAUUUACGAGAUGCGCUCAGCUUCGUCACCGAGUGUAAUUACUUCCGUUUCAACCAGAAAAUCUAUUUACAAAAGCAAGGGGUUCCUAUGGGCUCCCCUUUAUCUGCUAUCCUGGCAGAACUUAUUAUGAGAGAGAUCGAGCACAGAACGUUCAAUUCCCCGCUUGCCAUCCACUAUCCGAGGCUGUAUUUGCGUUACGUUGACGACAUCCUCAUAGCGUGGGAAGACACAGAUGAGACGUUCCUCAUCUUUAUGCAGCAACUGUCAAGCAUAUAUCCUUCCAUCAAUUUCUCUUGGGAAAAAGAAAGCGAUGCGGCAAUAACGUUCUUAGACCUGCAUAUAAGUAAGUCUUCGGAAGGACUACAAUUCUCGGUUCAUCACAAGUCCAGCAUAGCUCCACAUAUUAUACCAGCAGAGGCUUUUCAGCCUUCUCGAUAUGUCAAUGCUGCCAUUGCCUCUCUCGUUAGAAGGGCUUACUUACUAUCAUCUUCGCAAGAGCUGGUAAACAUGGAGUUAGACAACAUAAGUUUGGGGGUACGCACUGCUGGCUUUUCACGUGCAAAAUUUACGCACGUGCUCAAUAUGGUAAAGAAAUCACUGUUUCCAAGUACCACAUUAUGCAGCAAAAGAGAAUUUUCAAUGGUACAAACAUCGUUGCCAUACCUGGGACCCCUCUCUAUACGUAUCUGCAGAAUCUUUAAGCAGCACGGCCUUAUACUACCACUAACCCCACUUCCAAACCUACGCAAACUCAUUUGUAAUGAUAGGGACAAAUUUUCCACGCUUGAGAAGUCGGGGGUCUAUGCUGUACCUCUGGAAAACCUUACAACGGGAGUAAAUGCAAGAUAUGUCGGGGCCACUACUAGAAUGCUUGCCAGCCGACUAGAAGAGCACCAAAACGAUGUUGCGAGGGGUAGACACACCACCGAGCUCGCAAGAAAAGUACUUGAGCAGGGUUACAACCCGCUAUGGUCCCAAGCGGUUAUGCUCAAGAGCUGUAAGGAUCGAAAAAUCGUAUUUAUAUGGGAGUCUCUUCUUACUACCACCUUGGACACGUGCAACAUUCCAACUCUCGAGCUGCCCAGUGUAUGGGUCACACUAUACAAGCAAUUAAGUAAAAAUUAGCAUUCUCCAGAAUGCGUACAGUGUGUGUCUAGAUCUGCGCAUGCGCGUAUUCGCACAUCAUGGAGCUUUCUGCUCGUUCGUUUUUCGAACAUUUUUGAAUAUUUCUAUCGUGUUCCUAACGACUUUUACUAAAGUUUCAUCUUAAAUUUAAGCGUUCUAUUCCAAAUCGGAUUAUUUCCGUUUAAUUCUUUCGAUAAUUCGCCUGAUGACGACGGCUAUAUGUUCGUCGAAAGUACUAGCGAAUAAAAAACGCACACAUAACGCCGACCUCAGUGCCUUCCCUUUUUUACAAUAUAAUAUUUUGGCGUGAUCGUCAGCAAAUUGAUCAUAUAUU